AUGAGUUCUGUUGAAUACCACUAUCCCGUGAUCGGCCGCAAGGGCACUGGAGGCAUAUUUGAUCGCUUACCUAUCCAGACGCUGGAGAAUGACCAUCCCUACCAAUUCGCAUUAUUCAUCCUUGCUUUUAAUACGAUCCAGCAGCGUUCCGAUACUCCCAAAGUUGUGGAAGAGCCUGCAGCUACCUUCAUGGAAAUUGCGUCAAUUCACGGCAAGCCUUAUGUUGAAUGGGCUGGCGACCGCAACAAUGACAUCUCAGCCGACUAUAGUGCCACUGACAAGAAAGAUACUAAUCCUGUUCCUUCUAGAUUUGGAGGUUAUUGCAACCAUGGCGCUGUUGUGUUUCCCACCUGGCACCGCCCAUAUGUUAUGCUUAUUGAGCAAUCGAUUGGAAACGUCGCUGAAAAAUUGGCCCACGACAUUGAAGCUGAUAACCGGAAUGAAAAUGGAAUAUGGAUUAAAGCUGCAAAGGAACUGCGUUUUCCAUACUGGGACUGGGCCAGUAAGGAUGUACCCGAGAAUGGCCUUCCUCCUGUUCUGUACGAAGAAAAAGUCGAAAUCAUGGCUGCUGGAGGUAAAAAGCAAAUCGUUGAUAAUCCGCUCUCAUUUUUCUCCUAUGUCGGCGGAGUUCCAUUCGAAUUUAGCGACGAGAAGGAUGACUCGACAGGACAAGUGGCGUAUUUCUCCAGGUGGCAGAGGACAUACCGCCACGCUUCUAGUACACCAGAUCCUGAGGGUAGCCGCAUAGACUUGUUGCAAAAGACAUUCAAAGCCGGAGCAAAUGAUCUGAGGCGCAGAGUCGCCCAACUCUUUGCGUUCAGUGAUGACGAAAAUUCCGCGAUAGCCUGGGACGAGUUCUCUAAUCAUACCGCGGAAUCGAAGAGAGAUAUAGACUUCAUCAACCGUGGGUCGCUUGAAGGUGUGCACGACACUGUUCAUUUAUCGCUCGGUGGGAAUGGACAAAUGAGUUACCCAGACUACGCCGGUUUCGAUCCUAUCUUUUUCCUUCACCAUUCAAAUGUGGACAGACUAUUUGCUCUAUGGGAGUGGUGCUACCCCGAAUACUGGAUGGGAAGCGGAUAUGAACGCGAUGGGGAACAGUACCCUUGGACACAGGCACGUGGUACGUAUGCGCAAGUUUACAACGAACAACUCCUUGCAGACGGGCCGCUUCAACCAUUCCGAACGGAACAAGGAGACUACUGGACCUCUUCUCAGGCCCGAUUUCUGCAUGAGCAAAGCUACCCCAAGUAUUAUUCAUUCCUGGAGUUCGAAGGAAUUAAGGUCGAUCAAGCUGCCACAUCAUUUCAAGAGCGUGCCUCUGCGCGCAAAAGGGUGCAAGCCUACUAUGGUUUUGAUCCGCAAACCAAGGCGAAACAAGUGGGCUUGCACGCUUGGAAGCACCUACCUGUUCCAAACAAGGAAGAUCCUGCCGUGCCAAGCGAUCAUACCAUUAUACCUCACUACCGCACAUUCGCUGUACAUGUGAAACUUCUGGAGCAUGCAUACAACCGCUCUUAUUCAUUCCAACUUCACCAUAAAGGGAAUGCUCAUUCGAGUCCGCAGCUCGUAGGUACCAUUUCCGUCUUUGCACGACCAGACCAUUCUCCUUGUAAAGCGUGUGCUGUGCGUCGUGAGGCGGGAUCCGUAGUCCGCGGGAUGAUUCCAAUUCCUCCCGAGUUGAUUGAGAGCAUCAUCAAAUCAAACAGAGGUGGAAAAUCUUCGUUCGACCAGACCCUCGCUCACAUCAAGGGGGAGUUCGUUGGAAGGCUUGUGGAUGCUACUGGCUCAGAGCUUGCCGGGGCUGAGGGAGGGCUGGAGGUGACCCAGGUACCACAACACUGUGCCGCUUCUCGCACAGUUAUUCCCAUAGAAAUUUCUCUGGUGUCGGCCGCUAUUGCUGAGCACGUAGAGGACAAGAAUCGUCCUGUUCAUUUAUGUGACUGGCAGCACCACGACAGUAUCUUUAACGGUGGCUGGCUGGCGACUCACAAGGAUUCGGUGUGAUGCGGCGCGCUUGGAUGUCGAACUACUUGGAUUUGAUAAUCUAGCCAAUUCGCAAAGAAUUUAAUACAUGUAUGAUAUGAAUUACUUAUCAGAAUUCUUUCUUCCCUUCAUUUGGU
Suillus discolor is the source of this 2123-nucleotide messenger RNA. RefSeq names its product common central domain of tyrosinase-domain-containing protein. Gene Ontology annotation, molecular function: oxidoreductase activity. NCBI's taxonomy places the organism in Eukaryota, Fungi, Basidiomycota, Agaricomycetes, Boletales, Suillaceae. The record is from RefSeq and is a predicted model, not a curated record. Bases 1 to 2007 code for a protein of 668 amino acids. The transcript is spliced from 16 exons.